Molecule: messenger RNA, 1677 nt
Organism: Penicillium soppii
Lineage: Eukaryota; Fungi; Ascomycota; Eurotiomycetes; Eurotiales; Aspergillaceae
Exons: 2
Coding region: 1-1677 (558 amino acids)
Biological process (GO): double-strand break repair via nonhomologous end joining
Cellular component (GO): DNA ligase IV complex; nucleus
Molecular function (GO): DNA end binding
Source: RefSeq, a predicted model, not a curated record
AUGUCUUCCAAAUGGCACAGGCUCCAUCUAUCCGAUCAGAGUCUGCCCCCUUUGCUCUUUCAAUAUACGUGGACUAGACAAGACUAUGAAAUCUACAUAACAGACCUCACCUAUAUCUGGUCGGAACGGCUGCCUCAACGGCAAAUUACCAAGCGAGCAGAGGAGAAUGCCACAACCAUUGACCCCGAAGAGGAUCCAGAGCAACUUAAUGUGCUCCUAGAAAAGAUCGGAGAAGCUCUGAAAAAGGGCAAAGAUAGCGUCAACCUUAGCAGAGGAGCACAAGCCGAUUCACUUGAAAUCACAACAACCACCAAACUGCCCGCACCAUUAAAACCCCUGCGAUGGAUUCUGAAGUUGUCAAGGGAGCCAUCGUCGUACUUGACAAGCAAAAUACUAUUUCCACUUCUCAAAGAGGAGACUAAUCGGGAGGACCGCCAGCGUUCCCUCUUACGUCAAUUAAAACAGAAAGACUAUGUGCUCAACAAGUUGUUUGACAAGAUCGAGAAUAUUGGAGUUGAUCUUGGGUCUGUCUUUCCUAGCGCUGCAGGAUCGCGCAAGUCUCACAAAUCUAUCACUCGGUCCGAGGCUGCCAGGUUCAUCAAAGGCAUUGAGCCAUUCGAGGAAGAAGCCUGGCUCGCCGAGACAGAAUCAUCCGGAGCAGGGUUAGCCACCCACCUACUCCAGGAGAUUUCAGGUUCUGGGGACUUCCAUGACUUCUCUUUCAUCCAGCCAAGAGAUGAAUGGUGGCGUGAUCUUACAAAACGCCCUGAAAGCAGUGCUAAAGAAUCUUCCUCGGCCAGAGAGGAAACCCCCAAAUUUGACAACAAGCAUGAUGACAUAGCUCUGCUGAAACAUACUAAGCCCGAAGAAGAAUCAACGGCAAUUCACGAUAAUAAUGAUGAUGGUGAUAAUGAUGAAUUUCAGCGACAAGAAACACCUCCGCGACUGAAGUCGGAGCCUGUGAAAAGCAAGACACCCCCUAGGCGAACAGCCGAAACGAAAAGCCAUUCUCCGCUGCCACUGCCAUCGAAGUCGGAUGACGAAGCCACCGCAUCGGAUUCAGAGCCAGAGCCAGAGCAAAAACUGCCCCGGAACCGCACCCCAACUAGAUCAAAAACCCCAGAGCCUCCUGUCCCACAGCCUCAGAAGGGACCUAAAAGACCAAAGGGCGGACUGGGUACCAUUGGUGGCAAGAAAAAGAAAGAAAAAGAGCCUUCUCCCAUGCAAGGCCCAAGUUCGCUAAAGCCCCAGCAUCCUCCAAAAUCAUCAGAAAAAGAGGGCCCCCCCAAUGAUUCUCCUCCUCCGCCAUCCCCGGCACCACCGGCAGCAAUCAAGUCUAAGCGGCUCGGCAAGCUUGGCAUGAUAGGUGGAAUAUCCAAAGCCAAAGCCAAAGAUCCUAUCGUAGAUGACGGUUCUGUCCCUAUAUCGGAGACUAAGGCUGCGUCUCCCGAUCAAGAGUCUCCUGCCAAACCAAAGCACACGCAGGACACUACAAAGCAAAUUGCUAAAAAGAAAGAAUCUCCUUUACCUGCACCACCAGCAAUGGGGAAAUCUGACCCCGAGCCACCUGCAGAGCCGGAGACCGAAGACCAGCGCGCUGAUCGGAGGCGCGAGGAACUGAAGAGGGCGCUUGAGGCUAAAAGUAAAGCGCCUGCGAAGAAGAAGAGGAGAUUUUAG